AUGGCUAGUGGUAGUGGUGGUGCGGAUGGUGGUGGUGCGGGUGGCAGUGGUAGUGGUGCGGGCGGUGGUGGUUGGGAUAGUGAAGCAUCGCGACAAAUCCGCAAACAGAUACGGGCGUAUACGUCCGCUGAGAUAAACCGUAUGAUGAUGGCAGUCUCGCAGCAGCAGCAGCCGGUGAUACCUCGCUCCAUCCAGCAUCGAGCUGUAGUACCCCGGGACCACGUCGCUGCACAACAACGGUUGUUUGAGGACUAUUUCAGCGAGCAGCCGCGGUUUGGAGACAACUUCUUCCGGCGGCAUUUUAGGAUGAACCGAGAUCUAUUUAUGCGUAUCGUGAACGCUUUAGAGCGUCGGUACAAGUACUUCCGGUUCAGGAGGGAUGCGAGUGGCAGACCCAGACACACGCCUAUAAAGAAGUGCACUGUUGCAAUUAGGCAGUUGGCUUACGGAGGCGCGACCGACAUGUUCGACGAGUACCUCCAUAUCGGCUAG
Messenger RNA from Salvia splendens (bonfire salvia), 492 nucleotides. RefSeq lists its product as uncharacterized. The record is from RefSeq and is a predicted model, not a curated record. Bases 1 to 492 code for a protein of 163 amino acids. The transcript has a single exon. Lineage: Eukaryota; Viridiplantae; Streptophyta; Magnoliopsida; Lamiales; Lamiaceae.